AUGGCAUUCACUAAUAUCCUUCUCAUCGGCGCGACGGGGAACCUAGGCAGCUUGAUCCUCAAACACUUGAUAGCAUCACCAGCAGACUAUAAGGUGACGGUUCUGACCCGAGAGUCGUCGUCCUCCGCCGCAACAACCAAGGAUGCAUUCCCUUCAAGCGUAACAGUACGCAAGAUCAGCUCGGACUACCCGGACGCGGAGCUCGUCGAAGCAUUUAGGGGGCAGGACGUGGUGAUCGGCGCAAUCUCGAUGACGGGGAUGCACCUGCAGUACCGGAUCAUCGACGCGGCGGUGGCGGCGGGCGUCAAGCGCUACUUCCCGACCGAGUUCGGGCUGGACGAGCUGCCGGACUGGCUGGUCGAGCUGCGGCCCAUGUUCCGCAUCAAGCACGACGUGCGUGAUUACUUGGUCACCAAGGAGAAGGAGGGGCUCCAGUGGACCUGCAUCGUGUGUAACGUCUUCUUCGAGAUGGGGAUCAUGAGUGGGUUCUUUAAUUUCCACUGGGGUGUGGGAGAGGGUGGGAAGAAGAACAAGGCCGUCUUGGUCGACGGGGGAGACGUCAAGUGGGUGGCCACGACGUUGGAAACCGUGGCGGUGGCGGUGGUGAGGUCGAUCGAGAGGGCCGACAAGACGAAAAAUAAGCUCUUGCUGAUUCAGGAUUUCCGGACGAGUCAGAGGGAGUUGUUGGACCGAAUUCAGCUGAAGACCGGCGCCGAUGCGUGGACGGUCGAGGACGUCAAGUACGACGAGUGGCUGGAGGAGGCGAAGGAGACGGUUCGAGGCGGUGAUAACAGUGCGUUGGGCAGGUUGACUUUUGGUACCGUCUUGCUGGGAAGCAACUGGGAGGAGAGAGCUGAGUACGGCAACACCCUCUUGGAUCUGCCUACUAGGUCGUUCGAGGACGCCAUUCAGAGUGUUCUCAAGGAUGUCUCGUAG
Exophiala aquamarina CBS 119918 is the source of this 936-nucleotide messenger RNA. RefSeq lists its product as uncharacterized. The record is from RefSeq and is a predicted model, not a curated record. Lineage: Eukaryota; Fungi; Ascomycota; Eurotiomycetes; Chaetothyriales; Herpotrichiellaceae. Gene Ontology annotation, molecular function: oxidoreductase activity. The transcript has a single exon. The coding region runs from base 1 to 936 and encodes 311 amino acids.